AUGGAUGGUGCGCUGGGUCAUCCUUCUGUUAGUGGUCCUCUGCGUGUGCUGGUCUCCACAGAGUCAGUGUCUGCUCAUCUGGGGGAUACGGCUCUGCUGCGCUGUGAGGUGACAGGUGACCCCAUGCCUGUGGUGCGCUGGCAGAAAAACCGAGAGGACCUGCCCCUGACCUUCGACCCUGACAGCAGAAUGGUCAUCCUGCCCUCAGGAUCGCUGCAGGUCAGCCGGGUGCAGCCACCGGAUUCGGCCACGUAUCGAUGCCUGGCAGAGAAUCCUGGCAGCGCCCGCACGGGCACAGAUGCAGACCUGCGCGUACUGCCCGAGCCUGGAGUGUCUCGGGGUCUGGUGUUCCUCCAGAGGCCGCAGAAGGUCUCGGUUCUCCAGGGCAGAGAUGCUGUUCUAGAAUGCUCCGCCUCCGGCUUCCCCAAUCCGGCUUUCUAUUGGCUGAGAGGAAACGAGCUCAUCCAGAGCCGCUCUAAGAAAUACUCUCUCCUGAGCGGCAGUAACCUGUUGAUCAGCAGCGUCACAGAUGAUGAUUCGGGAAUCUACACCUGCGUCGCUCACAACAAACAGCAGAAUAUCUCUGCGUCCUGCGAGCUCGCUGUACUGGAGGCCACGCCCCCAGCCCUGCCCCCUGAGCCCAGCUCCUCCUCUUUGACUUACUCCUCUCCUCCCCCCUCAGUUACCCCGCGCUCCGCCGUUUCUCCCUCCGCCCCUCGUGACGUGGCCCCCGUCCUCGUGUCCAGCCGAUUCGUUCGUCUGAGCUGGCGGCCCCCGGAGGAGCCUCGCGGCCCCAUACUUACCUAUGGUGUCUUCUACUCCGAGGAGGGCAUCAACAGGGAGCGCUCAGUGAACGUGACGGAGGCUGAGAGUCUGCAGCUGACGGUCAGUAAUCUCCGCCCAGAGGCCAGCUACUCCUUCAGGGUUCUGGCGUACAACGAGCAGGGGCCUGGGGAGAGCUCAGAGGCCAUACGGCUGUCUACACAGGCCGAGCUUCUGGUUCCGGGUCCGGUGGAGAAUCUCCAGGCUGAAGCGGUUUCUCCGACCUCCAUCCAGGCCUCGUGGGAUCCUCCGGCUCCAGUAAACGGCCCCGUGCAGAGCUACCGGCUGCUGUGGACCGAGACCUCCAGUGGGAAAGAGCAGAAUGUGGAGGUGGUGGGUCAGAGCUACAGGAUGGAGGGACUGAAGAAGUUCACAGAGUACAGUUUGCGAGUGCUGGCGGUGAACAGACACGGUCCCGGGGUCUCGGAUAAAGACACACUCAUCACCACGCUCUCAGACGUGCCGAGCUCUCCGCCGCAGAACGUCUCGCUGGAGGUGGUGUAUUCACGCAGCAUUAAAGUGAGCUGGCAGCCUCCUCCUGCAAACGCACAGAACGGCUUCAUCACCGGAUACAAGAUCCGUUACCGAAAAACCGGCCGCCGCGGCGAACAAGAGGCCAUCGAGCCCAACAACCUGUGGUACCUGUUCACCGGGCUGGAGAAGGGCAGUCAGUACAGUUUCCAGGUGUCAGCGAUGACAGUGAACGGGACGGGGCCCAGCAGCGAGUGGCUGACUGCCGAGACGCCUGAGAAUGACCUGGACGAGUCUCAGGUGCCGCAUCAGCCCAGCUCUCUGCAUGUACGUCCGCUCCCCAACAGCAUCAUCAUGAGCUGGACGCCGCCGCUGAACCCCAACACACUCAUCAGAGGAUACACCAUCGGCUACGGCGUCGGCAGCCCUUACGCUCAGACCGUCAGGGUGGACAGCAAGCAGAGAUACUACUCCAUCGAAAACCUCGAGCCCAGCUCUCAUUACGUGAUCUCUCUGAAGGCCUUCAAUAACGCAGGUGAAGGAGUUCCUCUGUACGAGAGCGCAGUCACCAGAUCCAUGACAGACUCGUCCUCCGCGCCCAUGAUUCCCCCUGUAGGUGUGCAGGCGGUCGCACUGACCUCAGACUCGGUGCGCGUCUCCUGGGCCGACAACUCCAUCCCCAAGAACCAGAAGAGCUCCGAGGUGCGCUACUACUCCGUCAAGUGGAGGACCAGCCACUCCACCAGCGGCAAACACAAGUCGGCUGAUACGACAGCUCUGAGUCACACAGUCACAGGUCUGAAGCCCAACACCAUGUAUGAGUUCUCAGUGAUGGUGACCAAAGGACGCAAAUCCAGCACCUGGAGUAUGACUGCACACGCUACUACAUAUGAAGCAGCACCGAGCUCCGCCCCGAAGGACCUGACUGUGAUUGGCCGAGAGGGUCGUCCACGAGCCAUUCUGAUUAGCUGGCAGCCGCCGCUGGAGGCCAACGGACGAAUCACAGGUUCUAUCCUCUACUACACGCUGGAGAAGAAUCUGCCGAUAGAUGAUUGGGUGAUGGAGCCCAUCAGUGGAGACAGACUCACUCAUCAGGUGUUGGACCUCAAUCUGGACACCGUCUAUUAUUUCCGCAUCCAGGCCAAAAACGCUAAAGGAGUCGGGCCGCUGUCGGACCCCGUGCAGUACAGGACCUCCAAAGUUGAGCAUCCGGAUAAGAUGGCCAAUGAUCAAGGUCGUCAUGGAGACGGGGCGUACUGGCCCUCUGAUAAUAACCCCAUUGACAUGAGCAGUCUGAACGCGGUGGUCAGUGCUAUCCCGGUCCCCACUCUGGACAGUUCUCAGUAUCCAGGGAUCCUCCCAUCGCCCAGCUGUGGAUUUACUGCGCACCCCAAAUUCAGCCUGAGACCCAUGCCCUUCUCCACACUCACUGUAGAGCGCAGCUACACCAGCGCAAUGUCAGCAGAGGGCGCCGCACCGAUGGCUCCUCAGCCACAGCCAGCUCUGAUUCCCACAGCGCAGUCAGAGCCACAGGUUUCGGAGGAGAUUCCCAGCCGCAGCAUCCCGACCGCAUGCGUUCGCCCCACACACCCGCUGCGCAGCUUCACCAACACACUGCUGCCUCCACCCAUGGGCACCAUCGAGCCCAAGGUCUACAGCCCCGUCACAGGUGGUAGUUUACCCAAACCGCAGGUGAAGACGGCUUCGCUAGGUCAGGCUGGGAAGGCCAGAUCACCUUUAUUACCUGUCUCAGUGCCAACCGCUCCAGAAUCAGCUGAAGAUGGACAGAAACCUCCAGAAGACCCAUCUAGCGUGUACGAACAGGACGAUCUGAGCGAACAGAUGGCAAGUCUAGAAGGUCUGAUGAAGCAGCUCAAUGCCAUCACAGGAUCGGCGUUUUAACACACACACACACUCUCACACACACACACAGACUGGAGCAUCUGAAACUUUCUCGUCCUCCACACGGAUCAAAAAAGGGAAACAGACUCCAAACUGAGCCUGGAGCGCCGGAAGAGCGGCUCUUUUCUAACUCUGACAUCUGUUUUAUACCUGUAGAUUUUGUCCAUUGGUCUCUGAUGGGAUUAUCAGUGAUGGGAACUGCACUGAUGUCUCGCCAAACUACUGCUGCCAAAACCCCAAAACACUCUUUACUGCGGAUAUAUAUAUAUAUAUUCAUAGGAGAACGGUUUACCAAGUGGACAUGGUUUCGCCAGCGCUUGUGUUCAAGAAAGGAACAAAAGGAGAACCUUCUGCUCGUGCAGCGUUGAUUAUAUUUUGAGUCAUUUCAUUUGUAUGCAUGUUUUGUUUUUUUUCAAUGCACGAGAUUGCAUUGGCUGUUUUCCAGGAUUACACACAUUUGUGCAUUUUAAAUCACGAUGCAUUUACUAGAGCAAAAUGACUUGGGCUGUUUAUCAUGGAUGCACAAUAUGUUGACAUGAGAUUGAUGAAUAGUCACAUCACACAGGCUGCGGCUUCAUAAAUAUAUGCAUUGCUUUAUUCAGAGCAAUGCUGGAUACCCUAAAAUUAACAUUUAAUUUGAUAUUUAAUUUAAAAUGUACUUUAAUUU
Danio aesculapii is the source of this 3862-nucleotide messenger RNA. RefSeq names its product DCC netrin 1 receptor (gene dcc). Gene Ontology annotation, molecular function: protein binding. Lineage: Eukaryota; Metazoa; Chordata; Actinopteri; Cypriniformes; Danionidae. The coding region runs from base 1 to 3195 and encodes 1064 amino acids. The record is from RefSeq and is a predicted model, not a curated record. Gene Ontology annotation, biological process: cell-cell adhesion. Gene Ontology annotation, cellular component: membrane. The transcript is spliced from 23 exons.